UUGCUGGGAAACAUCUGCCGACGCCUGCGGCUCGACCCGGCCGACAUGGCGGCGGCGGCGGCGCUGGCGGGGCUCGCGGCGGCCUUCCUCCUCCUCGCGACCCAGGUGGCCUGUGAGUACGGCAUGGUGCACGUGGUCUCCGAGACAGGGGGCCCCAGAGGCAAAGACUACUGCAUCCUCUACAACCCGCAGUGGGCCCACCUGCCACACGACCUCGGCAAAGCGUCUCUCCUACAGCUGCGGGACUGGACGGCCUCUGUGCUCUGCUCACCGCCCGACCUCCCCACCAAAGGCUUCAGCAACCAGAUCCCGCUGGUGGCGCGGGGAAACUGCACCUUCUAUGAGAAAGUGCGGCUGGCACAGGGCGGCGGGGCGCGCGGGCUGCUCAUCGUCAGCAAGGAGACACUGGUCCCCCCAGGAGGCAACAAGACACAGUAUGAGGAGAUUGGCAUUCCCGUGGCCCUGCUCAGCUACAAAGACAUGCUGGACAUCUUCAAGAAUUUUGGCCGAGCAGUGAGGGCAGCGCUGUACGCCCCCAACGAGCCCAUGCUGGACUACAACAUGGUCAUCAUCUUCGUCAUGGCCGUUGGCACCGUCGCGCUCGGGGGCUACUGGGCCGGGAGCCGGGAUGUGAAGAAGAGGUACAUGAAACACAAGCGGGACGAUGGGCCCGAGAAGCAGGAGGAUGAGGCGGUGGACGUGACCCCCGUCAUGAUCUGUGUCUUCGUGGUCAUGUGCUGCUCCAUGCUGGUGUUGCUCUACUACUUCUACGACCAACUCGUCUAUGUGAUCAUCGGGAUCUUCUGUCUGUCGUCGUCCACGGGCCUCUAUAGCUGCCUGGCACCGUUGGUCCAGAGGCUGCCUUUCGGCAGGUGCAGGGUCCCCGACAACAGCCUGCCCUACUUCCACAAGCGCCCUCGGGUCAGCAUGCUGCUGCUCGCACUGCUCUGCCUGGCCGUCAGCGUGGUGUGGGGAAUCUUCCGGAACGAGGACCAGUGGGCCUGGGUCCUUCAGGACGCGCUGGGUGUUGCCUUCUGUCUCUACAUGUUGAAAACCAUCCGUCUCCCCACUUUCAAGGCCUGCACGCUGCUGCUGCUGGUGCUCUUUGUCUACGACGUCUUCUUUGUGUUCAUCACGCCCUUCCUGACCAAGAGCGGGAACAGUAUCAUGGUGGAGGUGGCGACCGGGCCCUCGGACUCGGCCACCCACGAGAAGCUCCCCAUGGUCCUGAAGGUGCCCAGACUCAACGCCUCGCCACUGGCCCUGUGUGACCGGCCCUUCUCCCUGCUGGGCUUUGGGGACAUCCUGGUGCCAGGGCUGCUCGUGGCGUACUGCCACAGGUUCGACAUCCAGGUGCAGUCGUCCAGGGUCUACUUCGUGGCCUGCACUGUGGCUUACGGCAUCGGCCUCCUGGUGACGUUCAUGGCGUUGGCCCUGAUGCAGCGCGGCCAGCCUGCCCUCCUCUACCUGGUGCCCUGCACACUGAUCACAAGCUGCGCCCUGGCGCUCUGGCGCAGGGAGCUGGGCAUGUUCUGGACGGGCAGCGGCUUUGCGAAGGAUCUACCUCAGUCUCCUUGGGCUCCGUCUUCAGCCGACAGCCCGCAACCUCGGAAGGACUCAGACACCGGCCUCUCCCAGCCGCCUCCAGGUGAAGAACUGGCCAAAUGCCCCCUGCCCCACGGGCAGCCCCCGGAGUUGUCUGUGCCCGAGGAGACCGGGGCCGGAGCAUCCCCCCAGGAGCCUGUGAGCCCAGAGGGCCACGCCCCUGAGCCCACGAGCGUGGUAGGCACCUCGGCCUAGGAGAUGGCGCAGACUCGAGGGCCUCGCUGCUGCCCCUCUGCACCGAGAGACCCUGACACAGGACCUGCCCGGCCCCCCAACUUGGUGCUCCGGUCUGGCCGACGCCCCCGCUCUUCCUCCUUGAGCCGAGCCCAGCUGCACCCCGGACCCUCUCCAGCCCUGCUCCCAGCUCGCGUGGCUGCCGCGAGUCCCCUCGUGCCCCCACCCCAGCCGACGAGGUCACCGUCAUGCGAGUGCCCAGCUCCAUGGUCUUGCCAUCGACUCAGUUUCCUCGGAAAGGGCAAGAAGCUCCACCUACGACCGCCCACGGCUGCAGAUCCGCCCACAUUUGGUGCUUCUCACGCUGCCGCUUCCCUCAGGUUCUCGCCGGCGCUGUGCCUGGGCCGGAGGGCAGGGUCUGCCUCCCUGAGGUUGCGGCCUUCCCACGGACGCUGGCCAGCAGAGCCUCUGCAGUCCGGGUGGUCUGCACCCCCACGUCCGCACUCAGGCCACGCUCAGGCUGCAGGCCGGCUGGCCGGGGUCAGACCUGCGUUUGGCUCAGCAGGGGCCGCAGGCAGCGCCCGCCCCAGCGGGACGCACAGUGGGCCCCCCGCCUCUUCCAUCAGCCCGGACCUGCGCUCCAGCUUCUCCGCCUGCUAAUUAACGGCCACAACUUGUUGAACUCGGGGUAGUGUUGCCUCUUGGGUGUGAGUCUCUGGGACCACCCUGGUUGGGGCAGCUGGGCGCCAGGCCGCACCCUGCACAGCGGCUGUGGCUUUUCUGUGGUCUCCAUUUUAUAUUUCAGCUUAGAGGGACUCGGGGGGGAGCCCACCCUUCUUCUCAUGGCAUCUGCACGUCUCCACCCCACCCCAGCCCGGCCUCUGGGAACAACACCGGCCAGGCGAGCGCACUUACUAUUUAAACCCUGGGAGCUUCUGGAAUGUGGAGAAUAUUCUGGAACUGGCAUUUUGUCUUCUACCUCACUGACAGGGUUCUCCGAACGUCACGAUGGAAAUGCUGCAGUAGGACUGGCCUCGGGUCAGUGGCCCCCAUGCCGUGGCACUCGCCUGUCCACGCAGCCUCCAGACUUGAGCUCGGAAAGACGUUUCCACUGACGUGAAAUGAAGGCACAGACACCACCACCACCACCCCUCCCCCCGCCAUGCGGUCCCAGCUCUGUCCCCGUCUGUCUGCUCUCAGUUGUAGACAGCAGGCUCGGGGUCAGCCAUGAUCCAUUCCAAAAAAUACCAGCGCCAGACAGACUCACACACAGUCUUUGUCAGCCAUGCUGCUCUACGGAGAAAUGAUGUUGAUUUAAAAAAAAAAAAAGUCUUCCACCUGUUUUAUGUGUGUCCUUUAAAAAAACAGGUGACCUGGGUUCUGGAAGACCAACUGGACCUGCCGGCCCCCCUGAGAGCCCCCAACUCGGAGGCCAGGCCGGGACACAGGGUCUCAGCGGACCCGUUCCCACAUCGACCCGCGUGUUCCUCUAAGCCAUUUUGUACGACAGCGUAGAGCCAGGAUUCUCCGUUUUCCGUGUUUGACAAACAUCAAGGGAUUCGAAGGCGGAUGUUCGCUCCUGAAGUUUCCAUUUGCAGUCUUUGCCUCGCUUCUGUUUGAAUCUUACAAUUAAACACAGCUUUUGAUAGUU
Molecule: messenger RNA, 3430 nt
Organism: Nyctereutes procyonoides (raccoon dog)
Lineage: Eukaryota; Metazoa; Chordata; Mammalia; Carnivora; Canidae
Gene: SPPL2B
Product: signal peptide peptidase like 2B
Exons: 15
Coding region: 46-1800 (584 amino acids)
Biological process (GO): membrane protein proteolysis
Cellular component (GO): Golgi-associated vesicle membrane; lysosomal membrane; cytoplasmic side of endoplasmic reticulum membrane
Molecular function (GO): aspartic endopeptidase activity, intramembrane cleaving
Source: RefSeq, a predicted model, not a curated record